Meira miltonrushii is the source of this 777-nucleotide messenger RNA. RefSeq lists its product as uncharacterized. The transcript has a single exon. The record is from RefSeq and is a predicted model, not a curated record. NCBI's taxonomy places the organism in Eukaryota, Fungi, Basidiomycota, Exobasidiomycetes, Exobasidiales, Brachybasidiaceae. Bases 1 to 777 code for a protein of 258 amino acids.
AUGAUGCGACUUUCGGCAUUCAAUACACUUAAGUUCCUGUCUUUUACCAUGUUAGUCAUUCACGAUAAUUUGAAAAUGCUGGUCAUUCUCUCUUACGUGCUCGUCUUUGCGUCUUUUCUUCAACAUUAUACAGCCAUUGCUGCACCGGGAGCGGCACUUUCCCCCUCAAGCUCUUCUGUUGGUAUGGGUAGCACUUCGUCUUUUGGCGGCAGUGAUAAUAUUCCUGGGCACCAUUACCCUACACGAAGACCUCAACAAAAAAGUUUCAUAGCAACAAAGAGUAAGAUUUGGGAUAGAAAGGAAGUAGAACAACAAAGCACAAACAAUGCCUUGCGAGCUCAUACAGCCGUUCUAACGACGGCCGGUAAUGCAGCCGCAGGAGUUGUGAAAGCAGGGGUUAAACAUUUGGGUAAUAAGAUGAACGUAAAUGCGACGCCUGAACAAAAGGCUUACUCGAGAAGUGUGUUGAGAGAUGCAAGACGUAAUCUUGUUUCAGCACCGAAACAAGUUCAUAAGGAAGCUUCAGAGAUGUUAGAGAGUAGCAGGGUAAGAAAACAUAUCGCCGUGCAUGAUUAUCACCAAGCAAGAAAGGGCGCAAAUCCUUCUCAUUUAAACCCUUAUACAAGGGAAGAAAAUAAUAAAUUAGCAUCAAAGUAUCAUAAAGAGAACAAGGAUUUUUACGCAAAAGUACAUGCUAAAAAUCAUGAUUUAAGUCAUCCGGGUACUGUUCAAGGCCAUGCUGUCGGAUAUCCGAUAGGCGUUGCAAAAAAGGUUUAA